This is a messenger RNA of Racocetra persica, 305 nucleotides long. NCBI's taxonomy places the organism in Eukaryota, Fungi, Glomeromycota, Glomeromycetes, Diversisporales, Gigasporaceae. The record is from the annotation of a GenBank genome assembly.
CCUUGACUAAUGGAGAAAUUGGUUAUCAAAGUUCUGUUAGCAAUUCAUCUAUGGUUUCAAAUAAACACGAACAAAUAAUUGAUAAUUGGAUAAAAAGAUACGGUCAAGAAGAAAAAGAAAUUCGUGAUAAUUUAGAAGAAUUAAAACUUGCUUCAGAUGAUGGUUCUGCUAGAAAUUUUUUGUAUGGUAUUGUACCUGAUGAAGAUUUUCAAGAUGAAAAUUGUGCUAUAGUUACAGCUUUUGUUUGUUGGUUUGGUGUUCAGGAUGAAAAUGGAAAAAGAAAAUAUUGUAAUAGUAAUGUUAGA